AUGAUCGAUCACUCCAACGGGACCAAUGGGUCUACGAAUCACGUUGACCAAGACGAUGUGACCCAAUCAAACGGGGCCACAAGCACGGCAAACACUCACACGAAUGGCACGAACGGUGUGAAUGGGGUCAAUGGUCUCUACACAAAUGGUCACAGUGUCAACGACUCGAACGGCACCCCAAGGCCCUUCCAGCCCGUUGCCAUCUGCGGCAUGGCAUGUCGAUUACCCGGAGGCAUCCACUCACCCUCGGAGCUGUGGUCUUUUCUCCACGCCGGCCGGGACGCUCGCGGUCCUGUGCCGUCCUCUCGCUACAACAUCUCGGCCUACCAUUCACCGGAUAAGAAGCCCGGCAGCGUCAUUGCCCGGCAGGGGUACUUUCUCGAUUCUACCAACGACCUAGCCGCGCUGGAUACGUCCUUCUUCUCCAUGCCCCGCAGCGAAGUCGAGACGCUUGACCCCCAGCAGCGCUUACUUCUCGAGGUCGCCCGGGAGGCCCUCGAUGAUUCGGGCGAGACGGGCUGGAAGGAGGCCCAUGGCAUCUACGGAGUCCUGGGCCCACACGACUUCAUGGUCUCUAACCGCCUCUCCCACGAGCUAGACCUGCACGGCCCUAGUGUGACGGUGCGGACAGCGUGCUCUGCUUCUCUCAUCGGCAUCAAGGAGGCAUGCAUGGCCAUGGUGCGGGGCGACUGCACAUCCGCCAUUGUUGGUGGCUCCAACAUCAUCAUGGCCCCGUCCUUGACCGCCGUAAAGUCGGAGCAAGGCGUUCUUAGCCCCGAUGGCUCCUGCAACACCUUUUCCGCCAAGCCCUUGGCGGACGCGAUUCGGGACGGCAACCCUGUCCGCGCCGUCGUGACCGGCACGGCGGCCAACCACAACGGCCACUCACCAAACGUUUCACAACCCAGCUUCUUCGAGUGCCACGGUACGGGGACAAGAAAGGGUGACCCCAUUGAAACGGCGGCCGUGUCUGCAUGCUUCGGCAAAGCCGGUGUGCAUAUUGGCUCGGUCAAGGCCAAUCUCGGCCACGCAGAAGGCGCGGCUGGCCUUGUGAGCGUUCUCAAGGCCGUCCUUGCUUUGGGGAACCGCACGAUUCCCCCGAACAUUAAGUCCCUUCCACGCAACCCUGCUAUCUCAUUCGAGGACGCGAAUCUCAUCGUUCCUACUGAACCAACACCAUGGCCUGAAGAUCGUGACGAGCGCGUUAGCAUCAAUAGCUUCGGUCUUGGUGGUUCUAAUGCCCACGCCAUCAUCGAGUCAGCCGCCAGUUUCAAUUCGACACGCAAGCCCGGGACCAGUCGAGCAGCGGCAAAUACAACUCAUCUGCUGCUCUUCUCUGCCAAUACCCCAGCAUCUCUUAAGGCUAUGGGCAAGAAGUACGAGGCUUUCCUGAACAAGACCCUAGAACUGCUGCCAGAUGUGGCAUACACCCUUGCGAAUAGGCGGGAGCAUCUGCCGCAUCGCGCAUUUGCCAACUAUGAAACGUCCCUGACGAUGGUCUUCACCGGCCAGGGCGCACAGUGGGCACGCAUGGGCUACGAGCUCCUCCGCUCCAAGACCAAUCCGAUCGCCUUGGUCGACAUAUACGCUUCCGUUGGCAUCCGCCCGGCCGCCGUGCUUGGCCACUCCAGCGGCGAGAUUGCUGCCGCAUACGCCGCGGGCGGCCUCAGCGCCCGCGAGGCCAUCAUUGUGGCUUUCCUACGUGGCCUGGCCACGACGCGGCAGAGUCGCAAGGGCGCCAUGGGAGCUUUGAGCAUGAGUUGGGAGGCUGCCGAGAAGCAUCUCGUCCCCGGUGUGGUGCUCGCCUGCGACAACGCGCCAAAAAGUGUGACAAUAUCUGGAGAUGCUGGUCCGGUAGAAGAAAUGGUCAAGAGGAUCAAGCAGUCGGGCUCUGGCGUCCUCACCACUGUGCUCAAGGUCGAGAAAGCCUAUCACUCGCCACAUAUGGCAGAAAUCGGGGGCGAAUACUACGCGAGCAUGACCGAUGCUGGCGUCGUGGGCAACGUGCACACUCUUCCGUUUUUCUCAAGCGUUUCAGGCGAGUUCUUUGCCCCUGCCGCGAAGAGUAGAUUUGGACCCAUAUACUGGCAGACCAACUUGGAACGCCCCGUGUUAUUCACGUUAGUCGUACGCUCCGCUAUUCAACAGCACGUUGGCCCCUCCAAGCAGGUUUUCCUGGAAGUUGGUCCUCAUGCGGCCCUGGCCGGACCCCUUCGUCAGAUUCUCACCCACAACUCCAGCAGUGCAUCAUACGUUUCGACUCUGUCCCGACGAAUUGACAGUGCCGAAAGCUGGCUGUCCGCUCUUGGUCAACUCUUUACCUAG
Molecule: messenger RNA, 2325 nt
Organism: Hirsutella rhossiliensis
Lineage: Eukaryota; Fungi; Ascomycota; Sordariomycetes; Hypocreales; Ophiocordycipitaceae
Product: acyl transferase domain-containing protein
Exons: 7
Coding region: 1-2325 (774 amino acids)
Biological process (GO): fatty acid biosynthetic process; secondary metabolite biosynthetic process
Molecular function (GO): fatty acid synthase activity
Source: RefSeq, a predicted model, not a curated record